This is a messenger RNA of Rhopalosiphum padi (bird cherry-oat aphid), 678 nucleotides long. RefSeq names its product ragulator complex protein LAMTOR4 homolog (gene Lamtor4). Bases 138 to 434 code for a protein of 98 amino acids. The record is from RefSeq and is a predicted model, not a curated record. Gene Ontology annotation, molecular function: guanyl-nucleotide exchange factor activity. The transcript is spliced from 3 exons. NCBI's taxonomy places the organism in Eukaryota, Metazoa, Arthropoda, Insecta, Hemiptera, Aphididae. Gene Ontology annotation, biological process: cellular response to amino acid stimulus; positive regulation of TOR signaling. Gene Ontology annotation, cellular component: lysosome; Ragulator complex.
GAUAUAUUGAAUAUAGAUAAUACAAUUAAUAGUUUAGAAUUUUUAGAGAUUAUAAUUUAUUUUGUGUUUAUAGUAUAUUUGAUAUUAGGGAUUUGGAAUUUGGAUUUAUAGUUGCAGAUUGUAAUCAAACAAUAGAGAUGGAAAGGAUUCCCGAUCAAAUGGGUUAUUUAAUCAUGACGAUGGAUGGGGCUGUGAUUUCUUCCGGUGGUGAUUUAGAGAAUAAUGAAAAAAUUGCGGACAUCAUAUCAAAAACAAUUAGCACAAGUAAAAGCUUAUACGUGCCUGAUGAACAAUUCCAAAACAUGUCAAUUUUAUAUCAACAUUAUCAUUAUUCUGUUUGUGUGUCAAAUAAGAAAAUCCAUGUUUCCAAAAUUAGACACGAUCCCAAUACAUUAGAAAACGAUGAAGUCAGAGGAAUUACAGAAGGUUCUUGAUCAGCUAAACUAAUAAGUUUUUAUAUUUUAGAGUUUAAGAUAAAUAUGUGUAGGUUAUAUUAUAACUGUAAUAACAUUUUCUUAUAUAACGUUAAUAAUAUUUCAAAUGUAUUAAAUUAAUAUUUAUAGAUUGGUUAAUAAUGUUAAUACUUUUUUAUCAGAUAAGGUAAAUCAUUAAGCCUUAAAUUUUUUUUUGAAAUAUUUUAUCAAACUACUCAAAUAUAAUAUAAAGUUUUGUUUAUUA